Molecule: messenger RNA, 498 nt
Organism: Parastagonospora nodorum SN15
Lineage: Eukaryota; Fungi; Ascomycota; Dothideomycetes; Pleosporales; Phaeosphaeriaceae
Exons: 2
Coding region: 1-498 (165 amino acids)
Source: RefSeq, a predicted model, not a curated record
AUGAUCUUCUCAACCAUCAUCACCCUCCUCCCCAUAGUUUCCCUUGCUGCACCCGCUGCUCUCCAGGUCCGUCCCAGCGAGUUGUGCGCCCCUACAUCCUACACCUUGUCCAAGUUCGUUCUCUCGACCUCCUCCGCCACGUCUUCUGUCGCCUUCUCCUUCCAGUCCGUCUUCGCUUCUGGCCCCAACAUCACGGAUGCUGUUCUUUCUGGAGCCACCUGCUCCGCCACUGGCAAUCCCCUGCCUAAUAACAACGAGUGCAGCGUCGAGGAACGCAAGUUACUAUUCGACCUCGCGGGUCCUCCGGCAUCAGCAAAGUACCGCAUCACGCAUACAUGGACCUGCGAUGGUGCUACCUGGAUGUCGGGCAACGAUGUCGCCAUGAAAGACUUGGAUUGCAGCACCGCCAGCGGCGUUACCACGUGCACAGGCGGCCCUCAGACUGUUGAGCCACAGAAUUUGCGGAAGAUCUGCGGUACGCCUACCUGCCCUCCGUGA